This is a messenger RNA of Pectinophora gossypiella (pink bollworm), 2288 nucleotides long. RefSeq lists its product as uncharacterized. The coding region runs from base 58 to 1311 and encodes 417 amino acids. Lineage: Eukaryota; Metazoa; Arthropoda; Insecta; Lepidoptera; Gelechiidae. The transcript has 2 exons. The record is from RefSeq and is a predicted model, not a curated record.
AAUAGAUAAGGUUCGAUAUAUAACGUGUAAGGUGAUGGGCGGGAGUGUAGUGUCAAAAUGGUGGGCAAAGGUGAAGUUCCGGGGGUGGGACGAGUGUUGGAUGAGGGGAGGUUGAGAGGGAUCGUGUCGCGGGCGCUGGGGGACACCUGGCGGGCCGAGGGGUGUCACCUGCGCGCCGCAGCCGCCGGCCUCACCGGCUUCCUCGGGGACCACUUCCGCGCCACCCUCACCGCCCGCGACUCCACCGGCCGCACCGCAACGCUACACCUCUUCAUCAAAAGUCUACCACUCACCAAUAAAGUCAAAGCCAACUUCAUCGACAACAACGACUACUUUCGCAGGGAGACGCUCAUGUUUCGCUUGUUUGAAGAGCUUGGAGGCGACGAUGGACCAAACCCAUGGCGCCCAAAAGGGUACCUAUACGAUGACACCAUAUUAGUGAUGCCAGACCUCGCCGUGGACGGGUUUGCCCCGCGGCCGUUCUUGGAAACCUUGCAGCUACCAGACGUCCUGCUGACUGCUGCGUCAGUGGCUCGGUUCCAUGCAGCCUUUGCCAAUUAUGCAACUAGAAAAACUGUAAAUCCACUUCGCCCGUAUAACUUCCUUGAAGAGCACGCCGAGGUCUUAAAGGAACCAACAUUCUGCGACUCUCCGUUCCUUCACGCAUGCGCCAGAUUGUCCGCAAACCUAAUCAACAUGUACUCUGCCAAAUACAAAGACACCAUUCAGGACCUCGAGCCCAAGAUAUUCCAGCUGUAUUUGGAAGCGUGCGACACUUUGCGAGACUACGACAGUACAUUGAACGUGAUAAUCCAUAAAGACUUAUGGAUUAACAAUAUAAUGUUCGCUCCUGGGAAGGUUGUGCUCGUGGACUAUCAGUGCGUGCGAUACGGGCCGCCCGCGUUCGACCUGCUUUCGUUCCUCUACCUGACUACGUCCCGAGAAUUCCGCGAAACGCACGAAAAAGAAGUCUUUUUGCACUACUACUCCAUGUUUAUGAAAUCAGUAGACGGUUCUACUCAACAUCGGUUGAAGGAUAUAGGUUAUGACGAGGAGGAGUUCUUGCGAUGGUGCGAGGCUAGUCGGAUGUUCGGGUUGUUCUUCGCGAUCAGCAUCUUCCCGUACGUGUUGAUGGACCCGGGGGCGGCGCAGAGGUACUUCGACGAUCCUGUGACGUAUGAACACUAUUGUAACGUGGACCGCACGGCCCCCGUCACGCAACACGGCCGCGACUGCCGGCCGUACCUCGACAGACAGUUGGUUGCCACUGAGGAGUUCGUUGAGAGAUACCUUCUCAAGAAAGUUGAAUAAGAAACUGUUCUCCAUCUAACUAAAUGCUGCGCAAAUCUGGCAUAGAUGUAACUGAUAGAGAUGAUGACGAAUAUGCCUAGCCAAGUCAAAAAUAUUCGUAGCGUCGCUUAAGCAUAACCCUCGAAAUAAAACGCAUAACCCGUCCGAAUUAAAUAACACCUUGCGUUAAGGACGAUGCGUAACUACGAAGAGUUUCGAUUGGUUCGCAGGUUAUACGUCAACUUUUGUACAAAUAGAAACAUUUUCCACUUGGCUUGGUUAUAUAUUUAGAUAUUUUUUUAUAAGUUUUUUUUAUUGUCUUUACUUGAGAUCGAUCUAGUAUUAUCAGCAAUAACUUACCUAUGUUUUAUGAUCAAUGAUUUUCUGUUAGUAUUAUAGUAGAAUAUGAACAUUAUGAUUCCUCCUCCGUAGAAUAUUCAUGUCUACAUAUAAUUUGUAACGUAAUCGUCGUGAUAUAAUGUUUGUUGUUUUAUACAUAUUUAUAAAUUAGUUCAGUUGUACUCAUUUCACAAUAGUUUGCAAGCAAUCUGUUACAAAUAUAACGUAAUGUAAGUAUUUACAUGGAUCUGAGCAAACUAAACGCAACGCAAGAGAUGCAAUCGUUUCAACAUACCUAGCUAUAUUUCAUCCAAUGCACAUACAAAACAUACACUACAUAAAAGGAGCUCAUCGUGUCACAAACCAACCGUAAAUGGCAGACAUCUACACGCUUCACGCCUGUCCCUAAUGGGGUGGACAGAAGCAUAAAACACCAAAAUACAACUUGCAGCUACCUCAGUUUCAAGUCCUAAGUUGCAUAUUUUAUGCCAAGUAAAAAACUUCCAAUCUUACUUACUGACUUAUAUAGGUCUGGCUACCUGGAUUACUGUCAUAACUAUUAUAAUAGCGUUCUUGGCAAUUACCAGGACGUCAAUACCAUGUUUUGCUGUAAGAUUCUGUUACUUCUGGCUACCCAAUAGCGGUUACGGGCGUGAGUA